Aspergillus wentii DTO 134E9 is the source of this 1740-nucleotide messenger RNA. RefSeq names its product Zn(II)2Cys6 transcription factor. Gene Ontology annotation, biological process: positive regulation of transcription by RNA polymerase II. NCBI's taxonomy places the organism in Eukaryota, Fungi, Ascomycota, Eurotiomycetes, Eurotiales, Aspergillaceae. Gene Ontology annotation, cellular component: nucleus. The record is from RefSeq and is a predicted model, not a curated record. Gene Ontology annotation, molecular function: zinc ion binding; DNA-binding transcription factor activity, RNA polymerase II-specific; transcription cis-regulatory region binding. Bases 146 to 1645 code for a protein of 499 amino acids. The transcript is spliced from 2 exons.
GAUUUUCUUUGUUCUCCUCCCACCACAUCUGCUGUCAAUAUCGUCUACACCUUCAGCAUGUAAAGCACAUCCAUCCUUUCUAGUAUGCAGUGUUCUGUGAUUUAUUUGGCCUGAUAUUCUGGUUAUAAAUCCACCAUCCUUAGGUAUGCUAAACGUUCGAAUUGAUUCAUUGCCGUCAGACCGUAAAACGGCACUCAAAAGUUGCUCUUCGUGCGAUAGAAGACGCAUAAAAUGUGAUCGAACUCUGCCACAAUGUAGGAAAUGCACUAUUCGCGGGAUACAAUGUCCAGGGUUCAAUUCUGUCCGGCUUAAAUGGGGUCAGGGCGUCGCCAGUAGAGGCCCUUUGGCUGGAAGGAAUAUUCCUGUUCAACAUGCCAGCGCAGAAAGUAUUACAUUGUCUGUCGAUACGAACUCUCGACUCUCUGCACCAAUUCCUUCUCCAACGAGAGACUGCGGUCUUGUCGACAGUCAUUCACGUUUAAUUUUAUCACACAAACUCUUUGCCCACUUCAAUGUCAACGUUGCUCCCAGAUUGACCUGGAUCGACAGUCCAGACCAUCCGUGGCGAAAGAUUGUUGUUCCUCUUGCACAGCGUUGUCCGUCUCUUUCUAUGGCCAUUCUCAGUGCUGCUGCUGCCCACUUACUCUUCACAUCUACUGGCGACGUACCCGAUACGGCGGCAAUCGAGACUAUAGGUCACCAUUUGCGGGAUACAUGUAUCCGAGACCUUACCAAGGCAAUUAGCGCUGAAUUGGAGGGAUAUACAAGGCAACAGGCCAAUGAUUCUUCGUUCCUCGUCCAAAUUCUAGCGACAACGCUCGUUCUAUGCUACAGAGAAAUAGUGGUUCCCGAUUCCACCGAUUGGAGCCUUCAUCUGCAUGCCUGUCGCAUUCUCAUCGAGAGACAGAAAUGGAGAGGAGAUCGGCCAGGCGCAGUUGCAGCCUUCUUGAUCAAGGAGGUCGCCGAUCUAGAAGUCUUUCGCAGCAUUGGCACCUUUACCACCGGGGAGGGUUCUUCGACUCUACUACUACCGCAAUCAAUAUUUGGCAAUCACUUUCGAACUUUCACGGGUCUUAUCUAUGAGAUUACUGCCGAGGAGAGACGACGACACGAACUUGCCAUGAACCAUCAACACCUUCCCCAAAUGAACAUGAAUAUUUGGCAAAUCAAGGCAAGACAGGCCUGUAACCAGGCCUCGGCUGAUACAACCUGGCUAGCAUCUCACGGGGAACAUAUGCAGAAUCGGGUGAACGCUCUCAUACAGGCAUAUUACUACACGACUCUCAUAUACAGCUACCAGGCGUUGGCUCCUCUCCCGGAGACGGCAGUACUAAUCCAAACUUUAGUCUCCCAGCUAUUCGAUGAGAUCGAAGUCUUCACAGCUGAUACAAUACAUAUUAUAUCACACAACAUCUUCCUACCACUCUUUAUUGCAGGAACCGAAAGCUGGGCAGACAGCGCAAGACAAGGCAUGAUUGAACGACUUUUUCAAAGUCUAGUUUCUGCGACUGGAGUCUGGUGCAAUUAUAGUGCCAUGCAUUUCCUGAGAGCUUUCUGGGCGCGAGCUGAAUAUCAUGGGAUUGGGAAGUGGAUACAGUAUGCGAGGGAGAAUGAGAGAGGGAAAAGUCAGUUUUUGAUUUUUUAGGUAUAUAUCAGGAUAUAGAGACUGAUUUUGUGAGUUUGCUGAACUGCAUAUUAGAAGUAAAAAAUAAUAGUUAAUUAUAGAAACAGUAGUCAUUU